Aedes aegypti (yellow fever mosquito) is the source of this 2305-nucleotide messenger RNA. RefSeq names its product RNA-binding protein squid (gene sqd). The transcript is spliced from 7 exons. Gene Ontology annotation, biological process: regulation of gene expression. The coding region runs from base 286 to 1263 and encodes 325 amino acids. Gene Ontology annotation, cellular component: nucleoplasm. The record is from RefSeq and is a predicted model, not a curated record. Gene Ontology annotation, molecular function: RNA binding. Lineage: Eukaryota; Metazoa; Arthropoda; Insecta; Diptera; Culicidae.
UCACCCCGGUCAGUGCGCAGUAUUCUUUCUCUUCGGGUUCAUCGCUGGAGCAAGACGCGAUCACACGCCACUCGCUGAGAAGUCGCGUUUCAAAAUUUAGCAUUUGCUAGUAAAUUGAGUGUGAUUCCUAGGAUCUCCAGUUUCGAAGGAAAAAGCAACUUUUUCCUGACAAAUUUUAAGCACUUUCGUGAAGAGCAGUAUAUUUUUACGGAAUUAACCGCGUUCGGGGCUUGUUUUAGUCGUAUUAUAAUAAAGUGUAGUCAGUGUUAAGACAAGAAAAGUAAAAUGGCCGAUCAGGAUCAAGAGAUGAACGGAAACGGCCAGGAGUCGCAGGACCAGAACGGAGGCGACCAGAAUGGAGCCGAAUCCAGCAACGUUCGCGAUGACGACAGAAAAUUAUUCGUUGGUGGACUUAGUUGGGAAACAUCAGACAAGGAACUGAAGGAACACUUCGGUCAAUACGGUGAAAUCGAGAGCAUAAACGUCAAGACAGACCCCAACACGGGCCGCUCGCGAGGAUUUGCCUUCAUCGUGUACAAGAGUGCCGACUCGAUCGACAAGGUUGUGGCCGCCGGAGACCACGUUAUCAACAACAAGAAGGUCGACCCCAAGAAGGCCAAGGCACGCCACGGCAAAAUCUUCGUCGGUGGAUUGACCACGGAGAUCAGCGAUGAAGAGAUCAAGACCUUCUUCGGACAGUUUGGCAACAUCGUCGAGGUUGAGAUGCCAUUCGACAAGCAGAAGAACCAGCGCAAGGGCUUCUGUUUCAUCACCUUCGACUCCGAACAGGUGGUGAACGAACUGCUCAAGACGCCAAAGCAGACCAUCUCCGGCAAGGAGGUGGACGUCAAGAAGGCCACUCCCAAGCCCGACAACAUGCACAUGGGUGGCCCAAUGGGCGGCCGCGGUGGCAUGCGAGGCCCGCCACGAGGCGGCAUGCGAGGUGGACGCGGGGGACCUGGAGGACCCAAAGGCUACGGACAAGGCUGGGGCGGUCAGGGAUACGGAGGUGGCGGCUACGGCAACCAGGGCGGAUAUGGAUACGGUGACUAUUAUGGCGAUUGGGCGGGAUGGGGCUACAACGGUUAUGAUUACUCCCACUACGACGACUACUAUGGAGGUUACAACGAUGGUUACGGCAACGGCGGUGGUCGACCUGGUGGCCCUCGCGGGGGCAAAGGUGCCGGUGGUGGCGGUUAUCAGGGUGGAAAGCAGCGAGGCGGAGGCGGUGGCAACCGUCAGCCAAGGCAUACGCCGUACUAAAGCAUCCCGCAAACCAUGGACACCAUGUCCUUUCCCAACUUUUAAUUACUAUAGAUUAGUAGUUUAGCGCCCCUCCCUAAACAAGAAACAACAAUCCCUUACUAGCGAGAUAAGUCCCCGUAACAAUUCCUAUUUGAGAUCCAAGAAGACAGCGAGAGCGAACAAGUAUGCAAGAGCAUAGGUGGAGCGUGUGAUGAACUGAAUAAAAAAAAGGUAGAAGGAUAGAAUUCUUCCGCUACACACACUAAGUACACAUGGGACUUCCCGUCCAACAAACACUAGAGGAGGAGAAGGAAGGCAGCAACAUAUGCUCACCUUCCAUGGUAAAUAUUGGUUUCAUCCCUGUGGAGUUUGAUGCCAACCGAGGAGAAUGUCCCAUUUCCAUCAUUGUCCACCUCACAUUUACGGAACUUUUCCAAUAGUAAGGCACAUAUGCAAAACAUAGAACCAGUAUACUAUUUAAGCCUAAUUUUUUGAUAUUUGAACAAACAGAACAACUUAUUGAGGAUUUGCAAAAGCCACUUUAGAGAUUAAUUUGGUGUCAUUUUUCAGUUUUUUUGAAUGAAAUGAUCAUAGAGAAUACCUACAAUUACAAACAAAUAGACAUAAUGUUCAUUCUCACUUAAACAAACCUACUGCAUUGUGAAAGUUGCAUAAGAACAAGAUGCAGUAUUACAUUUUAUGUGUACCUCAUACAUUUUCUGAAGCCGAAAGUACGAAUAAAACACAUUUUAAACACUUAAAUCUACAGUAGUUGCUUUGUGCUAAUUCUCCUUGUUUGGUAUCACCUCCCACAGAAGUCUUCGCGAAUUGAAUUGAUUAACUUACUUGCUUUUCCUCCAGGAUUCCAGUUACCAUACUCUGUCCAACUCGCGCUAAGGUGUACCAUUCGUGCAUAAUCUGGAUGUGCUCUGGUUGGCUGUUUGGACUGAAGAUAACCCCUCUUAGUUCUAUUAUACUCGUAAUCCCAAAAAAGAAAGAAAACACAAAACAUGACUGAAGAAUAAAUUUAGUUGGCGUGGCCGCCCCACUCUCGUCAUAA